AUGGACCCGCUGACCGUGUACAAGAACUCUGUCAAGCAACAGAUUGAUUCCGCAGACCUGUUGGUGGCCAACCUGGUCAACGAGAACUUCAUACUCUCGGAGAAGCUGAAUACAGACUCAAGCGAGAUCAAACAGCUGCAGAAGCAAAUCGAGUCGCUAAACGCACAGGUGAAGGACCUUGAGACACAGGUGUCCCAGCACACCGAAAAUUCCGAGAUUAUAAAGGACCUGUACGAGUACCUCUGCAACGUACGUGUCCACAAGACAUACGAGGACGACUCCGGGCUGUGGUUCGACAUCUCGCAGGGCACCCACACGGAGGGCGCCGCCGCCGACGACUACUCGAUAAUGGACUACAAGCUCGGAUUUGUCAAGGGCCAAGCCCAAAUCACAGAGGUCAUCUACGCACCCGUCCUCAAGCAGCGCUCCACCGAGGAACUGUACUCGCUGCAGUCCAAACUGCCCGAGUACCUCUUCGAAACGUUGAGUUUCCCCCUCUCGUCGCUGAACCAGUUCUACAACAAAAUCGCCAAGUGUCUAAACAAGAAAAGAGAGAGGAAAGAGGAAACCGAGUAA
Messenger RNA from Saccharomyces eubayanus, 576 nucleotides. It is a transcript of the gene CSM1, whose product is annotated as Csm1p. Lineage: Eukaryota; Fungi; Ascomycota; Saccharomycetes; Saccharomycetales; Saccharomycetaceae. The coding region runs from base 1 to 576 and encodes 191 amino acids. The record is from RefSeq and is a predicted model, not a curated record. The transcript has a single exon. Gene Ontology annotation, molecular function: microtubule site clamp; protein binding. Gene Ontology annotation, cellular component: mitotic spindle; monopolin complex; nucleolus. Gene Ontology annotation, biological process: homologous chromosome segregation; attachment of mitotic spindle microtubules to kinetochore; meiotic sister chromatid segregation.